Molecule: messenger RNA, 225 nt
Organism: Iphiclides podalirius (scarce swallowtail)
Lineage: Eukaryota; Metazoa; Arthropoda; Insecta; Lepidoptera; Papilionidae
Source: the annotation of a GenBank genome assembly
AUGCAAAAAGACUUCGAGAUAAAACCGAGCGUGCACUCGAUGUGGGAAACGAGGGUCCAAUUUCCAACACGCGACACCUCUAGACUCGGGAGGAAAGUGGCGCGGUACGAAGACCGCACCACGUGCUCAAGGGCCGGCCGGGCCCCUUGGAGGGCCCUCGAGCCGUAUCGGUUGCACGCGCCGCGCCCUCCGAUAGGGGCCAAUGAGGACCUUUGCGGCACGAUC